AUGCAUAGACGUACUUUGAAGGAGCUCGAGGAAAAGACUUAUCCAUUCCUCGACUCUGAUGUGGUUGCCAUGUUGAAAGACUUGCUUGACAAAAAGGUGAUCGACCUACCUGAGUGCAGAUGGCCGAAAGAGAUGAAUCGUACUGAUAGUCCAAGAUUCGACAUGGUUAUCAUGAUGACAGGAAACAAGUUUGACUUGAAUCAUCUAAGAACUAGUUCAGAGGACGAUGGUCAGCCAUUGAUCGAGAGGGAAGGUCUUUCAUUUCUCGAGACAUCUGCACUGGAAGCAACCAACAUCAACGAGCUUAAGUUGAAGUUGCAAACGGUAAAGAUGGAUAAAAGAGAAGUUGCAGAAGCAAUUGGAGUCGAUGAACCAGGACCUGCAAGCUGGGAAUAA
This is a messenger RNA of Malus domestica (apple), 396 nucleotides long. Its product is annotated as ras-related protein RABA2c-like. The record is from RefSeq and is a predicted model, not a curated record. NCBI's taxonomy places the organism in Eukaryota, Viridiplantae, Streptophyta, Magnoliopsida, Rosales, Rosaceae. Gene Ontology annotation, molecular function: GTP binding; GTPase activity.